Malassezia vespertilionis is the source of this 6885-nucleotide messenger RNA. It is a transcript of the gene URA2, whose product is annotated as Carbamoyl-phosphate synthase. The record is from RefSeq and is a predicted model, not a curated record. Gene Ontology annotation, biological process: UTP biosynthetic process; L-glutamine metabolic process; L-citrulline biosynthetic process. Gene Ontology annotation, cellular component: cytosol; cytoplasm. Gene Ontology annotation, molecular function: dihydroorotase activity; ATP binding; amino acid binding. The transcript has a single exon. Bases 1 to 6885 code for a protein of 2294 amino acids. Lineage: Eukaryota; Fungi; Basidiomycota; Malasseziomycetes; Malasseziales; Malasseziaceae.
AUGCCUGGCGAGAUUUCUUCAAACGGCAGUGCGCUGCAGGGCAUGCUUGAUAGCGUCGCUCCUUCGCUGCGCGCUGCACUGGUCGGCAGUGCCCCGCCAUCCCGCACGCCAUCACCCGCCCCUCCUGCGACGUCGGAGCCCAUGGACGUGCCGUCGGACGGCCCCAUGAUGCUCGAACUUGCAGACGGGGGCGAGUUUCAAGGUUUUAGUUUCGGCGCACAAGGCGUGAGCGUCUCGGGUGAAUGCGUCUUCCAAACGGGUAUGACAGGCUACGUCGAGUCACUGACAGAUCCUUCGUACGAGGGCCAGAUUCUCGUGCUUACUUACCCUCUUGCCGGCAACUACGGCGUGCCUGCGCGCCCCCUUGAAGACACGCUCCCGCGCCUCGCCGCGCCGUUCGAGUCGUCGCGCAUCCAUAUCGCGGGUCUUGUGGUGGCCUACUACAGCCACGAUUUUAGCCACUACCUUGCCGCGUCAGGCCUUGGCGACUGGCUCAAGCAAAGUGGCGUUCCUGCCGUGUACGGCAUCGAUACGCGUGCACUCACAAAACGCAUCCGGACCAAAGGCAGCAUGCUUGCUCGUCUUCUUGCGCCCGCACGCCCAAGUGGCGACAUCAUGGGAAGCGACUGGCGCUCGCACUUCCUCGAUGUCGCGUGGCUCGAUCCCAACGGCGAGCACCUCGUCCGGCGCGUUUCGAGGACUGCGGUGUCGCUUUAUACGCCCCAAGACACCGCGCCUGCUGGACUGCGCACGGUGAAUGAGCCAGCGCUUCUGCACGCGGACGGGCGCCCUAUUCGCGUUCUUGCGCUGGACAUGGGCAUGAAGAUGAACCAAAUCCGGUGCUUUACAUCGCGCGGUGUCGAGCUUCUUGUCGUGCCAUGGGACUAUGACUUUUUGAAUGGUCCCGAAGAAUACGAUGGACUGUUUAUCUCCAACGGGCCCGGCGACCCCACACUGUGCACUGCCACGAUCGAGCGCCUCCGCGCGCUCCUUGGCCGCAAAGACGACAUGAUUCCCAUCUUUGGCAUCUGUCUCGGCCACCAGCUGCUCUCCCUUGCAGCAGGCGCACAAACGACCAAGAUGAAGUACGGCAACCGCGGCCAAAACAUACCAUGUACGGACCAGCUCAGCGGCCGCUGCUACAUCACCUCGCAGAACCACGGCUACGCUGUGGAUGCCAGCACACUCCCUCCGGGCUGGACAGAACUGUUUGUCAAUGCCAACGAUGGGAGCAACGAGGGUAUUUACGCAACGCAUGCACCCUAUUUCUCUGUUCAAUUUCAUCCUGAGAGCACGCCCGGCCCCCGGGACACAGAGUACUUGUUUGACGUUUUUCUCCGCUCUGUCGUUGACUGCGCUGCUAUCCGCCGUACGCACGGUCCCGGUGCGCCAUUGAAACAGGUUGCUUUCCCCGGCGGCAAGCUCGCUGACCACGAGGCAGCCUUUCCCCGUCUGCACCCCCGCAAAGUGCUCGUCCUUGGCUCUGGCGGUCUGAGCAUUGGCCAGGCGGGCGAGUUUGACUACAGCGGCUCACAGGCCAUCAAAGCGCUCAACGAAGAAGGCGUUUACACCAUUCUUGUUAACCCCAACAUUGCCACGAUUCAGACCUCGGCGGGCCUGGCGGACAAGGUCUACUUUUUGCCCGUUACCCCCGAAUUUGUUCUCAAGGUCCUUCAAUACGAGCGUCCCGACGGCAUCUACUGUACGUUUGGCGGCCAAACGGCGCUCAACGUCGGUAUCCGCCUUAAAGACGAGCUUCCCAAGCUCGGCGUGCGCAAUUUGGGCACGCCGAUUGAGACCAUCAUCCAGACAGAGGACCGCGAUCUUUUCUCGCGCGCGCUCGCCGAGAUCGGCGAGAGCUCCGCGCCGAGCGCAAGCGCCAACAACUGGGAAGAGGCGCUCCAGGCGUCCAAGGAUAUUGGUUUUCCCGUUAUUGUCCGUGCCGCCUACGCGCUCGGUGGCCUUGGCAGUGGAUUUGCAAAAGAUGUUGACGAGCUCCGCCAGCUGUGUCACGCAGCGUUUGCCAACAGUCCGCAGGUGCUUGUGGAGAAAAGUAUGAAGGGCUGGAAAGAGAUUGAGUACGAGGUGGUGCGCGACUGCCGCGACAAUUGCAUCACGGUUUGCAACAUGGAAAACUUUGACCCUCUUGGCGUGCACACUGGCGACUCGAUCGUCAUUGCUCCCAGCCAGACGCUGAGCGACGAAGACUACAAUAUGCUGCGCACGACCGCGGUGAAUGUCAUCCGCCACCUCGGUGUCGUCGGCGAAUGCAACAUCCAGUACGCGCUGAAUCCACACAGCCGUGAGUACUGCAUCAUCGAAGUGAAUGCGCGUCUCUCGCGCAGCUCUGCACUGGCGUCCAAAGCGACGGGCUAUCCAUUGGCCUUUGUCGCUGCUAAGCUCGGCCUCAACAUUCCCCUCAACGAGCUGCGCAACAACGUCACGCGCGAAACCUCGGCAUGCUUUGAGCCGAGUCUCGACUAUGUCGUGACCAAGAUCCCGCGCUGGGACUUGCGCAAGUUUGAGCGGGUUAGUUCCAAGCUUGGCAGCUCUAUGAAGAGUGUCGGCGAGGUGAUGGCUAUUGGCCGCACGUUUGAAGAGAGCUUCCAGAAAGCUAUCCGCUCCAUCGACCCGAGCUUUGACGGCUUCGGCAAGAAUGACAUGGUCGCGGAUGCAGAGAUUGACGAGGAACUGCAAGCGCCCACCGACAAGCGCGUCUUUGCGAUUGCCAAUGCCAUGGCGAAUGGGUACAGCGUCGACCAAAUCCACGCGCUCUCCAACAUUGACAAGUGGUUUUUGAGCAAGCUCCACGGCAUUAUGCGUGCUGCGUUUACUCUCGAGGCCAACACCGCGCUCCCAUCUGCUCUUUUGCGGAAGGUCAAGCAGCUUGGCUUUAGCGACCAGCAGAUUGCGCGGCGGAUCGCCAGUGCCGAGCUUGCCGUGCGCCGCCGGCGCCACGAGCUUGGCAUCACGCCGUUUGUCAAGCAAAUCGACACGGUCGCUGCCGAAUUUCCUGCGCAGACCAACUACUUGUACAUUACGUACAAUGCUGUCGAACACGACAUCACCUUUAACGACCACGGCGUCAUGGUGCUUGGCUCGGGUGUCUACCGCAUCGGCUCCUCGGUCGAGUUCGAUUGGUGUGCCGUGCGUGCGAUUCGCACUUUGCGCGACCACAAGUACAAGACCGUGAUGGUGAACUACAACCCCGAGACAGUGUCUACGGACUAUGACGAGGCAGACAAGCUCUACUUUGAAAACAUCUCGCUCGAGACCGUGAUGGAUAUCUACGAGCUGGAGCACUCUCAAGGCGUGAUCAUCUCCAUGGGCGGUCAAACGCCUAACAAUAUUGCUUUGCCACUCCACCGCCAAGGCGUCAAGGUGCUGGGCACCUCGCCAGAGAUGAUCGACAUGGCCGAAAACAGGUACAAGUUCUCGCGCAUGCUCGACAAGAUCGGCGUCGACCAGCCCAUGUGGAAAGAGCUGACGAGUUUGGAAGACGCGUACAACACGUGUGCACGCUUUGGGUACCCCGUCCUGGUGCGUCCUUCCUACGUGCUGAGCGGUGCGGCGAUGAAUGUCGUCUACUCGCCCGAGGACCUGAGCAGCUACCUGUCGCAGGCCUCGGCAAUCAACCGCGAGCAUCCGGUUGUAAUUACCAAGUACCUCGAAGGCGCUAAAGAGAUUGAGAUGGACGCGGUUGCCAAAGACGGCACCAUGAUCAUGCACUACGUCUCGGAGCACGUCGAGAACGCGGGUGUGCACUCUGGCGACGCCACACUCAUUCUUCCUCCCCAGGACCUCGAGCCGGAAACGGUGCGCCGCAUUGAAGAGGCCACGGGCAAGAUUGGCGCCGCGCUCAAUGUCACAGGCCCGUUUAAUAUUCAGUUUAUUGCGAAGAACAACGAGAUCAAGGUGAUUGAGUGCAAUGUGCGCGCCGCACGCUCGUUCCCGUUUGUCUCCAAAGUCACAGGCAUCGAUGCAAUUUCGCUUGCGACGUGUGCAAUCAUGGACAUCCCCGUGGAGCCCUAUCCGUCUGUGGAACUUCCCCACCAGUACGUUGGUGUCAAGGUUCCCCAGUUUUCCUUUAGCCGCUUGGCGGGCGCUGAUCCCAUUCUCGGCGUGGAAAUGGCGUCUACCGGUGAGGUGGCGUGCUUUGGGCGCAACAAGUUCGAGGCGUACUUGCGCGCGAUGCUUGCUUCUGGCAUUCGACUGCCCACCAAAAAUGUCCUGCUUAGUGUCGGCAGCUACAGCGAGAAGCAGGAGCUGCUCCCGAGCGUGCAAACGCUCCACAACCUCGGCUUUACCUUGUACGGCUCCUCCGGCACCGCCGACUUUUACUCGGAGCACGGCAUCCCCGUCGUCCACCUCGAGGCCCUCCCUGAAGACGACGACUUUGGCAGCGACGAAAACAGCAAGGCAGCCUACUCGCUCUUGACGCACUUGACGCAGGGCGUGAGCAGUUUGUUCAUCUCUUUGCCGAGCAAGAACAAGUACCGCCGCCCCUCGUCGUUUACCUCGAUGGGCUAUCGCGCACGUCGUCUCGCGAUUGACCGCGCGAUUCCUCUGAUCACCAAUAUCAAGAACGCCAAGCUGUUUGUCGAGGCCAUUGCACUCUACCGCAAGCAGGGCAGCACGUUUGACAUCUUCCCUAUCGACGCAAAAACGAGCCACAUGACCUACACCUUCCCGGGCCUGUACGCCAUCCAAGCGUUUGUCCCGAGCAUCGCCUCACCCGAGCUGACCAGCGCACAGAUUGUGUCGUGCAGCCGCGCUGCUGCGCUGGGCGGCUUCACCGGCGUCAUUGUGCACCCGUGCGGCGUCGCGAAUGCAAUCAUCGACGGCGCGUCUCUCAGUGCCGCCGAGGCUGCGCUCGAAGGCGCGUGCCAUGUCGACAUGGCCCUCUUGCUGUGUGCGACGCCGCAACACGUGCGUGAGUUUGCCGAGCUUGCCCCGCGCGUCUCGGCGCUCUUUGUGCCGUUUGAGAAGAAUAGCGCAGUGCGCACAUCCCCAGCCACCGUCUCGUCCUACUUUGCCAACUGGCCCGAGGACAAGCUUGUGGUGACCGAUGCUGCCGGCGCGGAUCUUGCCUCGAUGCUGCUUCUCGCAAGUCUGCACAGCCGCAGGCUGCACGUCACCAAUGUGCACUCCAAAGACGACGUUUUGCUCAUUGCUUUGAGCAAGGCCAAAGGACUUUGUGUUACGUGCGACGUUACCGUCUAUGCGCUCUUCUUCAACACAGACAUGUACCCCACUGCUACUUGCAUCCCCAGCGCGGCAGAACAAGCAAGUCUUUGGGAGAAUCUUGCGCAGGUGGACGCACUGUCUAUUGGCGACGCACCAUACAUGCUCAGCCUCGAAGUCGGCCACCCCCCGUCGCCCACGGCAGGCCUCGAGGAAAGCAUGCGCCUUUUGCUCAACGCUGUGAAUGAGAACAAGAUCACACUCGGCGAUAUUACGGAGAAGAUGAGUAUGAAGCCGCGCGAAAUAUUCGGUAUGCCCGAGCAGCUUGACACGUCUGUCUCUGUCGAAGUCGACCGCGUCACCGACAGCAGCCCCACCGAAGGCUGGUCUCCGCUCGCGUCCACCGCGUUCCGUGGAACUGUCCACCGCGUCUUCUUCCGCGGCAGCACGGUGGCAUUGGACGGCGAGGUGCUCACAGACGCACCGCUCGGUGCCAAUGUUGGCGGCGUCGCUGCGCUGGCGUUCAAGUCGCUCGAUACGCCGCGCGUCUAUCCCGCUGAGGCUGCGCCGCCGUCGCCGACGCUUGCGCUGCGCUCGCCGCGCCGCUUUGCGCGCACCGAUAGUUUGCGGAAUGCCACGGCCCUCUCGGGCGGGCCCACGGCCAUGCUAGGGAUUGGCAAAGAAGGCGUUUUGCGCGACAUGCCCGCGCUCAGCUUGAAUGCGUCGCUGCUUUCGCCGGGCGUCCAGCUUUACAAUCCGACCUUUUCACGGCGCCACAUACUCUCGGUGAAGCAGUUUACCCGCGAGGACUUGCACGCGCUGUUUGCGGUAGCGCAGGAGAUGCGUUUCCAUGUUGAGCGCUACGGCGUGCUUGACUUGCUCCGCGGGCGUGUCAUGAGCACCAUCUUUUACGAGGAAUCCACGCGCACAUCGUCGUCUUUUGAGGCUGCUAUGGUCCGCGCGGGCGGCCAAGUGGUUGCGGUAAAUACGAGCAGGUCGUCGGUCGCCAAAGGCGAGUCGCUCGGCGAUACCGUGCGCACGCUUGGAUGCUACAGCGACGUGAUUGUCUUGCGCCACCCUGCCGUUGGCUCGUCGCAAGAGGCCGCCAAAGCGUCGCCUGUUCCGGUGAUCAAUGCGGGCGAUGGCAUUGGCGAGCAUCCCACGCAAGCGCUUCUCGAUGUGUUCACCAUUCGGGAGGAGCUCGGCACGGUGAAUGGCUUGACGAUUACGCUUGUUGGCGACCUCAAGAAUGGGCGCACGACGCAUUCUUUGGUGCGCCUCUUGAGUCUCUACGACGUCACACUCAACUUUGUGUCGCCGCCGUCGCUGGCAAUGCCGCGCGAAGUCGUGCGCGACAUUGCAAAGCAUGGGAUUACCAUGUACGAAACGGCAAACCUAGACCCGGUGAUUGGCCGCACGGAUGUUUUGUACGUGACGCGUAUUCAGCGCGAGCGCUUUGAUUCGGUAGAAGAGUACGAGGCGGUGAAGGGAUGCUACGUCGUGAACAAUGACGUGCUUGCAAGGGCAAAGGCGGAUACGGUUGUGCUGCACCCGCUUCCUCGUGUGGAUGAGAUUGAUCCCGAGGUGGACUUUGAUACAAAGCGCGCUGCAUACUUCCGCCAGAUGCGCUGUGGUCUGUUUAUUCGUAUGGCUUUGCUCGCAAUGGUGUUGCAGCCCAGUGAGCGCGCAUCGGCACCGUGA